AGGAUGCUGACAUGCUGUGAAAUGUUGUGACACGGGCACUGAAAGUCAGAUCCGGGGAGCGCUUGAAAAGGAGACGUUUUGAUACUCAUCUGGUGUUUGUUUGAACUAGGCCGGGUCGACUGUGACCCGUACCCUAACGCACUGACCUUCCCCUCUCUGACCUUUAACCUCCCCCCCUCCCUGUGGGUUUAGCGAUGGAGGUGCUGGUGAGCGAGCUGUCCGCCCUGCUGAAGCUGCUGGACCAGGAGACGCUCAGCGCCUCCACCCAGGAGAAGAAGAGCUCCGUCCGCAAGCUGCUGCAGCAGAUCAGCCCGGCAGUGACGGGAACAGACUACAUAUACAUGAACAUGCCGGUGUAUGGGAACGGCACCAGCUUUGUAGAGUCCCUCUUCGAGACGUUUGACUGUGACCUGGCGGAUCUCAGAGAAGCAACAGAGGACACCAAGCAAGACCAGCACUCGAUAAUCAACGAGACAGACGCUCCACAACAGAGCGCCGCGAGCCCCGCGACUCCUCGCCCGACGGCAGCUCCUCGCUCGGCUCCCCCUCUCUCGGCUCCCCCUCUUCUUUUGGCUCCUCCCUCGGCUCCUCCCCUUCCGACCACGCCUCCCCCAGAGGAUUACUACGAAGUGGCGCUGCCCCUCAGUCCCGGAGCCACGCCAGAGUACAUCGUCACCCGAGGCAGCUGCAGCCCUCCUAACUCCAUAGAGGACGGCUACGAGGACGCCGACAGCAACUACCCCCCGCCCUGUGUGACCCCGGGCCGCAAGAACUCCUACAACGACUCGGACCCGCUGAGCAGCUCCUAUGAGUCCUACGAGGAGGAGGAGGAGGACCGGGGGCCCGGGGCCCCGCCCCUCACCCACCAGUGGCCCUCAGACGAGAGCUCCAUGCCCCCCGCCCGGGACUGCCGCAUCUGCGCCUUCCUGCUGCGCAAGAAGCGCUUCGGCCAGUGGGCCAAACAGCUCACCGUCAUACGGGAGAACAGGCUGCAGUGCUACAAGAGCUCCAAGGACGUGGUCCCCUACGUGGACCUGCUGCUGCCCAUGUGCACCGUGGUCUACGCCCCCAAGGACAGCAAGCGCAAGAGGCACGAGCUGCGCUUCACCCUGCCCAACGGGGAAGGCCUGGUCCUGGCCGCGCAGAGCAAGGAGCAGGCCCACCGCUGGCUCCGGGUCGUGAGUGAGGUGAGCGGGCCUGGGGUCGGCGCAGAGGAGCCCUCGUCUCCCAUCAUCAAGAGGAAGGCAGAGCUCGACAAGAGGUUGUCCGCGGAGAAGAACACCUCUGAUUCCGACAGCGUUGGGUUCUCUACAGUGGACAGUCGAGACAAUGGUAAAGCAAAGCGUGGGCCGUUCGCUGCGGGCAGGAAGAUCACACGCAUCAUCAGCUUCUCAAAGAAAAAGCCCCCGCGACCAGGGGACCCCCAAACUUCUUUCACCAACCCUCGACAAGGCACCCUGCUGGUCCUGGUGAACCAGGCGUGGAGGGAGCAGUGGUGCUGCGUGUGCAGGGGCGCCCUGCACUUCUACCAGGACCGAGGGGACCCCCGGACCAGCCUGGCCCCCGUGCUGCUGCACGGCUGCGACGUGCUCCCGGGGCUGGGGCCCAAGCACCCCUUCGCCUUCCGCAUCCUGCGCUCCAGCACGGAGCUGGCGGCUCUGGAGGCGGGCAGCAGCGAGGAGCUGGGCCGGUGGCUCGGGGUCCUCCUGGCUGAGACGGGCUCGUCGGUGGACCCCGAGUCUCUGUACUACGACUACGUGGACCUGGACACCAUCGCCAACAUCCGGGACGCCGCUCGCCACUCCUUCCUGUGGGCCACUUCCUCCAGCAGCACUUCCACAGACUCCCGGACCUACGAUGAGGUCCCCCUCGAGACGACGCAGCCGGAGUCCUCCGUCCGGCAGACGUCCUGUCACCCGGCCAAGCGGCGCUCCAGCCUCCCUGGCAGCGAUCCAGGGCGGAGCAAGCCGCCCGUCUCCCUGAAGCGCACUGGCUCAAAUUCCAACCAGUACGGAAGGUAUGGGAAAACCAGGGCCGAGGAGGACGCCAAACGCUACCUCAGGGAGAAGGAGGAGAUGGAGACGGAGAAGGACGGUAUCCGCACUGCGCUGGUCGCCCUCCGUCAGGAGAGGAGGGACGUGAAGGAGGAGCUCAAGAUGGCCACCGAGAAGCAGAGGCCCUCUCUCUCGGAGCUCCUGUCCCAGCUGGAGGAGGCCUGCCGGGCCAAGGAGGCGGACCGGGUGGACCUGGAGCUGCGGCUGACCCAGGUGAAGGAGAACCUGAAGAAGAGCCAGGCGGGCGGGGCGCUCGGAGCCCCCGUGGAGGGAAAACUUCCAGCCAAGGCGGGCAACAGUAAAAUCCAGAAUAUCUACAGUGAGGCUUUGCCCGUCAACUGUGCCACAGAGAUGCGCAAAAGACCCCCGUCUGUCUACGCCUCCACUAAAGGAACUGUCAUGCAGAAGGCCAAGGAAUGGGAAUCCAAGAAAGCAACCUAAGGCGGAAUCAAGUGGAACGAAAACGCUAUCAAGGUUCAUGUUCCUGCCUGAAGAAGAUUAAAAAACAUUCGGAGCCAGCCGGAGUCGAUCGAUGGGCAGGACAACGCUACGGUAUCAACCAGGCCAGACACUGGCCUUCCAAGAUAUCAUCCUUUACACUGCAGCCUUUCUUUACACAUGAUAAGGGGGACAAGGGGGAGAUGGAAAAAAAGCAGAAAGAGGGCAUGUGCAAGUUCACUGACUGUGCAGAGCACAGCAGAGCAGGAGAGACGAGGAGUCUGUGAGGCCAGAAUCACUGGUGAGAUUGGACGAUGUAAGAGAGGUACAAGAGUCCAUGUGUUUGGUUUUUGUGUUUGAUAUCCAAUGCACAGAGGAGAGGCCAAAUCGUUGUUCGUGUGCAAGUGAUAAUGUGAAUCUCAUCCCGCCACACUGCAUUUUUAUAUCAUGAGGUAGACUACUUUGUCUGUGGUGUAUAUGUUGUAUAGGGUAAAGGAAAAGGGGUGUUUUGAUUUCUCUCGGAUGGAAAUGUCAGUGUAGAUACAAAUAAUUGUUAACUACUAACUUACAAUAGCCAUUCAAAGAAAGCCAAGGGUCACCCCAAAGACUACAAUUAACUCACUUCUUCUCUUAAACAUGUUGACUUAUUGCACUUUACCAUUUUCCUUCUCUGGAUACAAGGAAAAAACAACUUAAUUUCAUAUAUCUCUUACCGUUUUGUCUUUAAGCCUAAAGAAAUAUGUUAUGUUAAUUGCUGGUGCACAAUCAUCGGCAGUGAACCUGUUAUGAUGUCUGUGCCUUUUGUGGAAUCAUUAAAAAUGCAAAAGCACA
Messenger RNA from Gadus macrocephalus (Pacific cod), 3323 nucleotides. It is a transcript of the gene afap1l1a, whose product is annotated as actin filament associated protein 1-like 1a. Gene Ontology annotation, cellular component: cytosol. Gene Ontology annotation, molecular function: SH3 domain binding. The record is from RefSeq and is a predicted model, not a curated record. NCBI's taxonomy places the organism in Eukaryota, Metazoa, Chordata, Actinopteri, Gadiformes, Gadidae. The transcript has 18 exons. The coding region runs from base 195 to 2495 and encodes 766 amino acids.